Aphanomyces astaci is the source of this 1335-nucleotide messenger RNA. RefSeq lists its product as hypothetical. Lineage: Eukaryota; Oomycota; Saprolegniomycetes; Saprolegniales; Verrucalvaceae. Bases 43 to 1239 code for a protein of 398 amino acids. The transcript is spliced from 4 exons. The record is from RefSeq and is a predicted model, not a curated record.
UUCUGAGUCAACGUUGGAUUGACCACACCGGCCUCUGCAGCCAUGCCGCCAAAGAAAGACGAUGGACUGGCCAAGAUGCAGCGCAAGAUCCGCAAGCGAGGAUACAUGCGCACAUUCAUGCAGGUGUACCGGAACCGCGAGCGGUGCGAGGUCGAGAGGCUCAAGGCCCAAGUGGAGGAGCUCGAGCUCGACCUGGCCAAACGGUUGGUCGAACGGAAAGCAGCACGGAGCGAGAAGACCACCAAGAGCAGUCCACUCGAGUCGGAACUGCCUUGGAAAGAAGUGGCGAAGGCCAUGUACGAGAUGAGUCAGGAAGUUGCUACCACCCGUCGGAUGCUUCAGCACGACGCGGCCGAAGCCGAGGUCGUUGGACUCGACUUGCAGGGCUGGGUAGCCUCCUUCGGCAACCCCACGGCGCCGCUGAGCAGCCGGUGCCAGACCUGGCGCGAUGUGACGCUGCUGUCGCACCCGCGGUCGCGGCAGCUGGGCAAGCAGUGGAUCACGCAGCACAUGUAUCACAACGCCAACCGCAUUUUCCAGCAGCAGGAGUGUCCUCCCGCGUACUACAACAUCAUCGACAACAGCUGGGACAUCGACUUUUCAUCGGGCGAGUGCUACUACAUCGUCGAGCGCGGCCAUGUCGACUGGAACAUGUCGUUAGCCAACGUGCAGUCCAUGUUUCGAAACCACAUGUGCUCCAUGUUUACAAUCGAUGCUUUUUGUCCCCUCACCACCAACACGCUGGCGGAAGCGUCCGACAACACGGUGCUGCAUCAGUUGGUUCCGUCGGGGGAGAGCAGCCCUGUGACACAGUACGUCAACCUCCUCGGCGCCGAGUUCAAUGAAAGCCACGACCGGUCCGUGGUGGUUGUGACGCAAAUCCAGGACGACGAGAUGGCGGCUCACAGUGCCACGUCAUUGCCCCAACGCAGCCGCAUGACGUGGGUUGAGUUCAAUGGCGAUAGCCACCGGACGCGGGGGAGAUACGUGUCGAUCGUGUCGCAGCAGUUUACGACCGGCGGCGGGUUCGUGUCGAUGGCGGACGAGGCGCGGGAGUGGGGCUUCGACCUGAGCCAGGUCCCGCCGUGGGAGCAGGAGCAGCUGUUCGUGCGGCUGCACCGCCAGCGCCACGAAGGGCUGAGGGCGUCCCGGCAGCGAUGGUACAGUGAUCUCAUCACGCAGGAACUGACCACCCGCGAGUAUGCACACACGAUCAAGCUAGAGCCUGCAUCACGAUAACUAACGUUGCAGUACGUAACAGCGACACAAUCAAAUGUACUGAAUAGGAUUGAGCCAAUCAGAUUGCAGAAAACCAACAUUGAAUUAGUGUGUGCC